Limulus polyphemus (Atlantic horseshoe crab) is the source of this 5456-nucleotide messenger RNA. RefSeq names its product putative GPI-anchored protein pfl2. The record is from RefSeq and is a predicted model, not a curated record. NCBI's taxonomy places the organism in Eukaryota, Metazoa, Arthropoda, Merostomata, Xiphosura, Limulidae. The transcript has 7 exons. Gene Ontology annotation, molecular function: nitric-oxide synthase binding. Bases 201 to 1574 code for a protein of 457 amino acids.
UGCACAGAAAAAACACGCCAGUGAAUAAUGUUAAAGGAGAGAAAGAAGCAAAGAAAACCAUCAAGAGAUUGUCUUUUAGAGAGCCAGAAGCUGAAGUAGUUCAUCACUCCGGAGAAAGAAAGUUAAAAGAACCUAAACAACUUCAUUCUCAAAUUCAUUCAAGUGGAAGUUUGGAAAACUUGAAAUUGGAGGCAGAAGCCAUGAGAAUAGUACGCUCUGUGAGUCGAGCGUUUGAAGCCUUCCAUAAGCCCAGCUUAGCUCUUGCAACUUCAAGUGGGGAAAGCCAACAAGAGUUUCAUGAGGAUGCUAACAGAGGUGACUCAUUACAGCCUCCAAAUAAAAGUUGUUUAAUUGGAGUGAGUACCUCAGAACCUGGUAGGUUGAACAACCAUGCUGGGGAACAAUGUAAAAGUAUCACUGCCCUUACACUUUGUAAACAACAACCCAGUUCUGCAUUAUCUACAAAAAUAGCUCCUAAUAUUACGGACCUUCAGGCAGAAGAAAUGUCUCUUUCUCCUUUGAAUGAUAAUGUAGGGACUGUGAGUAGCAGAAUGUCAGUUAGUGUUUACCAUGAAAUGCAGCUACUUCAAGAGCAGUUAAAACAACAGUCUCAGCAGACGCAGGCUGCACUUUCUCAGGUUCACAUGUUGAAAGAUCAGCUAGCUGCUGAAAACUCGGCUAGAUUGGAGGCUCAGUCUCAGAACCAUCAAUUAAUGGUACACAAUAAGCAGCUUUUGGAGCACAUUCAGAGUUUAGUACAACAUAUCAAAGUGCUGGAGAAGAAAGCUAACCAAUGGGAAGCAGAAAUCUCUCCUAUGGUGGGUGGACUCGCUUCUCUUCAGCUUACUGAAAACAGCCCUUGUUCAAGGUUCAGUACUGGUGGAAAUGGUUCGUUGAAAGCCAUACAGUCUUCAUCAGCAUCAGCCAGUCCUUCUCCACAACAACAGCCUAUUAGAAGCAGUAGCUCAACAGCUUUUGUAUCCUCAGAGAGUCCCAAAACACACAGCUGGUCUGAAGAUAAAUUUUCUACCUUUCUCACUAGUAUGUCUCAACCUAAUAGCCCAUCCCGUGUUAGCUUUACUUCUUCAUACAGUGACCCACCUCUUUCUUCUCUGUCCACACUUCCUGUUGUAGCAUCAUCUGAUUCUAGUAAGAUAACUGUCAUGGCUAAUAGUGCUAACGUUGCAUCCAAUUUGUCCCCAACUACAACUGUUUUACCGACUUUAACCCUAGAUUUACCUGAUACAAAUAAAAAUUGUAAAUCCUCAUCUGAUAUUUCUACUGGAAGUCACCAGAGGGACCAUUUAGGUCAGUUGUCAGACUUUUCCAUAUGGAAUUUUUUACCUAAAACUCACCCAGGUCUUUCUUCAACAACUGAAAGUUAUGGAAACCAGUGCAGCUUCUCUAAUACUUCAGAUACUUUUUUAACCCAAGUUACUGAUGAUAUUUUAAAGCUAGAUCUUCGUGACCCACAGCAAAUUUUAUCAGAGACAGAAAAUAUUAGGAGUAGUACAAGUUGCAUAAAGUCUUCUCAGGGUAUACUUACAAAAGCUGACAGAAAAUAUUGGAUGUAAUGCAAGUUUUGUAAGGUCUUCUCAGGUGCCUCAAAAAAAAAAGUGACAGAAAGUAAUGGGAGCAAUACGUAUUGCAUAAAGUCUUCUCAGGUGCCUUACAAAAGCUGACAGCAAAUAUAGAAAGCAAUGUGAGGUGCCUCACAAAGGAUGAAAAAAAAUUGGAAGUAGUGCAAGUCUUGUAAGUUCUUCUCAGGGUACUCAUGAAAACUGAUAGUGAAUAUUGAAAGUAAAAAAAGUCCCAUUAGGUUUUUAUGUGCUUUUAAAAAAGUGACAGAAAAUAUUUGGAGUAAUGCAAGUUUUGUAAAGUCAUCUCAGCUGCAUCACAAAAGCUCUCAGAAAAUACUGGAUAUAAUAAAUGUGCAAAUUCUAUACAGGUGCUUCAUAAAAAUUGAAAAUAAUAUUGGAAGAAAUGCAAAUCCUGUAAGAUAUUUUUAGGUGCCUCACAAAAGCUGAUAGUAAAUAAUGAAGUGAUGCAAGCACCACAUGGUCUUCUCAGGGUACUGAAAAAAGGUACAGAAAAUACUAGAAAUAAUGUGAGUGCUGUAAAGUCUUCUCAGGUGCCUUAUAAAAACUGCUUUUUUGUGUGCUGUUGGUAGUUAUUAAAAUGUAUUAUUACUUCUUAUGUUGAUGAUUAGACAUAUGAUCGUGUUUUACAUUCUGUGUAAGUCUCAGAAUUGUGUAAAUGGCAUAGAAGUGCUAGUUUUAUCUUUGUUUAAUUCAGAAAGGGUAGGCCAGAAGUAAUAGUAUUUUCCAGGAGCUGGUACUUUAUGUGAUGUUAUUGUAUGAAUUAUGUUUUGCAUUUAUCAAAAAAAUGCAUAAAUAUGAUUUACCAGAAGUUACAGAAGUGUCUGGAGAACUUUUUGUUUUGUUCUUUUUUUACUAAAAAAAGUAUAGCCAUCAGAAAAUACGUGCAAAAUAUUGCAGACCUUAAUGCAAUCUUAUCUUUUCCAGAUUAAGAAAGAAAAAAUAGUUUUGUUUUUGUCUCCAUAUUUUUUCCUUAAAAAAAGCAUUUUCUUAGCAGUAACCUAGAUUUUACAUAAAAGCAGAAUUUUUGUAAUUUAAUAUGAGAGAUUGAAGUUUACUAACUUCCCCAUCCGGUGUAAAGUUACUAAAGGUGUACCAAUAUGACUAUUCAGUAAUUGUCCGAUAUGCUGAUAUUUUAAUGUUAUAGGAGUGAUUACAGAUUUUGUUACUGAUAUUUGACACAUGUGGCUUACAAUAGUUAGUAUUAGGUACAAUCAAGCACAUAUACACAUGUUUCACUAUGCAAGUUUAAUAUUUAAAACCUACAACAGGUAAAUUGUAUUUAAUAGACAGUAACACCUCAGCUUUCUCAGCACAUGGUCAUCAUAAAUAUUAACAGCUCCAGAGAAGAGUCUCGCUGAAUGGACACUUGUAGGUGAUGUACUAAGGUAUGUCUAUAUGUAUAUAUAGCUAUCUUAGUUAAGAUAGGAUAUUGUAGCUUGUUACUGUCCCACCAGGUAUAGGGAUUAUCCUCUUGAUAUUUAAUUAAGGGUUCCCACAAGUAGUUGUUUACCAUGCAUUCCUUUCCUUUCCCAGUAUCUGUGGAUUCUCUUGGGUCUUCUAAAAUUUCGGCCAAGCAUUCCCAUACUUUGCUAGUAGAUUUAGAUCCAUUAUUGAGUAGUUGUUUCUUUUUAGCGGCUUAACAUCACUGUCCUCUGUAGAUUCUGCACACAUCUCUAUCAGAAGUCUUUUAGUCAUUCAGAAAAAAAAAACUUGUUCUUUGGAUCCAAUGCUGUGGCAUCAACUAAUUCCUCUCAUUCUUCAAGUUCACUAAGUCUUCGUUUCAGUGCACUUAACAUCUCUGACUUUGUAUGGAUUCCUGAGUCAUCAUCAGGUUUAUUCAGUGUCUAGAGCUCUCAACAAAGGUAUUGGUAUUAGUACAGAUGCUACUGCUGUAUCAGUAGAUGUCAUUUUUGAUAUUUCCUCUACAGGUUUCAGUACUGCAAUUAUUUUUCUGGUCAGCUCAAGUUGAUGAGAAGUUAACAUACUGAUGGCAUCAUAUUCAGUUGCAUAUGCAACCAGUGCCAUUUUUUGCCUGUAAACUGAUUGCAACAUGUAAAGGGUUGAGUUCCACCAUGUUGGUUCAUCCUGUACCAACAUGUGUUUUUCCAUGCUUAACUUCUUUUAUUUCAUUCAGUCAAUGAUAGGCUAAAGUAAAGUGUCCAACAAGUCUGCGAGAUACAGCCAAGACAUCAGUCACUGAUCGCUGUGAGAAUACUCCUUCGUGCAUGAAACCAGCUGGAAGUGUAUGUACAAAGCAUCUCAAGCUGGGCAGAUGCACAUCUCAUGUGGCUUUCAUCAUAUUACUUACAUUGUCAUGCAAUAUUAAAUGAAUUCUCUCCUUGCUAGUGGCCCAAUUCUGUAACAUAUUCUUCAGUUUUUCACACAAGUAUUCACCAGUAUGAGACUCUUCACAUUUAUGUGCAUGCAACACAGCUAAUAUUCUAUUAAAAUCUUUGGUAAUCCAGUGGGCUGUUAAACUAAUCCAAGAUUCAUGAGCUAUGUUGUAGCUCCAAAUAUCUGUAGUAAGACUCAAGUAUGGUACAUAACAGUUUACUGUCAAUAUUUGUUUUAAUAUUUGGUACAAAAUUUUCAGAAAAAUACUUAAGACUUGAUAUAACAUACCUAGGCUCAAGGAUUUUAAUGAGAUGAUUAAAUCUAGUGCCAUUUCCAUCUGAAAAGAUCUGGUAAUCAGUAGCAAUCAUUUAGCUUACUAACUGGUGAAUAUGCAGUGCAUGAGGAUCAUUGAUAUUCCAUACUUUAACUUUAGCCACUGUUUUCAUCGUAGAAAGCUGUCAAAAACCUGCAGUUCUUUCUGUUUCUUCUUUCAUUUCAGUUCUCUUCUUCUUUUUUUUCUUCUUCUUUGUAAUCACUAUAAUCCACAGGGUGUUUUUUUUUUAAUAUGAUCAAUAAUGUUGGUAGUAUUAAAACUUUUAACAGAACUCCCACCACAAGAUAUGUAAUCUUUACAAACACUAAACUUAUCACUGUCUUCACAAACAGUAAAUUAAUCUUAUAACUGCUUUUACUUGUGGCAUUUUUAUAAAACAAAAGAACAAAAUGGUGAUGCCACACAAAGGUAAGUAUGCAUGCACAUAUGAGUAUGGUGCAUAGUUUAUUGAUAAGCCAGUAUCUAUGCAGAUAUGGAUAUUAAUAUUGGUACACCUUUAAAAGUUAUACAUGGCUAUGGUUAUUUCCAACAUUUAAUGCUGUAGAAAUGGUAUGCAUGUAUAUAUCUUUUUAUUCAAAAAGUAACCUUGCAUCUUUCUACUUCGAACAUAACCAAAGUAAUUGAUACAACUUCACUGUAUGAAUUUAAAAAAUGUGUAAAGUUUAAAUGGCAACACCACCUUUUGACAGUGGUUGACAUUUUGAUGUCUUUCAAGUUUUUAAUAGUUAUUUUUAAUGGUUUUUUUUUAAUUAUCUUAUUAUUUUUAAAGUUUCAUAUUUACAAUGUAAUCAGGCUACAUUUAUUCAAAUCAUGAAGCAAAAAAUCAGAACUGAUAUAUCAUUUGUAAUAGAUGGGUACAAGAAUAACUUUCCAUAUUAUACUUUGGAUUUGUUUUUACAACCACAUAUGGGGAGUAUUACUUCUUAUUUCCCAUAAAAUGUGAUAUUAAAGCCUUACAUUCUUGUUUUAAGCUACCAGUGAGUUAAGAAGUCAUCAGAGGUUAUUGUAUUUCAGUUAUUAUUUUGAAGUAAAUGAUGGAAAGGAUGUAGCUGACUUGUGACGUGUUAAAUUUUGUAUUUUUAGCAGUUUAUUUCUUGUGAUGUGUUUCUUCCUGUUAAUGCCUCCCAGUGGCACAGCAGUAUGUCUGUGGACUUACAGUGCUAGAAACUGGGUUUCAAUACCCGUGG